AUGCAGAAGAAGGAGCAGAAUCUAAACUUGAUAGAUUUGCAAGAGAUGUCCAACAUAUCCUUAUUCCUCAAUUGGAGAAAUAAAAAAUAUAUUGAUGCUGGAUUGAGUUUAGAGUAAGCCAUUAAAGAGUUAGGAGAAUGCGAUGAAUAAUGUAAGAAACUAGAAGCAGAUGCUAAGAAAUACAGACAUUAUGAAAGCACUUUAGGAUUACCUACUUCUUAAUUCUAGAGUUUAGAGGAUUUAAGGAAUGAUUUGAAUCUCAGGUAUUCAAUGUGGAAGUCUACAAAGGAGUGGAUUGAAUUAACUUAAUCAUGGAUUGAUGGAAAAUUUAUAGAUAUCAACACAGAUGAAAUUAAGGCCAAAGGAGAAUAUUAUACCAAGAUUGUCAAUAGAUGUUCUAAGGGAUUACCAGCAAAUCAAGUUUUAGACGAAUUGAAAGAUAAGGUAUUUUCAUUCAAAGAUACUAUGCCUGUAGUAUUGGCAUUAAGAAAUAAAAAUUUAAAAGAUUAUCAUUGGGUGCAAAUCAAAUAGGAGAUUCUGAAAUAAGACUUUGAGAUCACUGAAACAUUUACAUUAAGAAAUUUAAUGGACAUGAAGGUUGGAAUCUAUUAAGAACAGAUAUAAGAAGUUGCUACUUAGGCUACCUAGGAAGCUGUAUUGGAUGCCUAAUUUAAUGAUAUUGAGUAAAAGUGGAAGGCUCUUGAAUUUACAUGUGUUAACUAUAAGCCUGAAAACCUAAGGAACAAGGAAGUUUAUGUGCUCACUGAAAUAGACGAAUUAUAAGCUGCCUUAGAUGAUUUCUUGGCAAGUUUAAAUAAUAUAUUGGGAAAGAGAGCUGAAAAAUUAUAAAAGGAUGUGUUGAUUGCAUAAGAAACUUUGGAUGAUUGGUUAUAAGUUUAGAAAAAUUGGAUUUAUUUGGAAAAUAUUUUUGCCAGUCAGGACAUAAAAACCAAAUUGAAGGAAGAAAAUGCUUUGUUUGAAAACGUUGAUAAAUAAUUUAAGGCCAUUAUGAAAAAGACUAAUUCAUAGAAAUAAGUUCAUAGAGCAAGUGGAUUACUUGAUAAAUUCAGAGAAUAUAAAGAAACAUUAAAUAGAAUUCAAAAGGCAUUAGAAUCCUAUUUAGAAGAAAAGAGAAUGGCAUUCCCAAGAUUUUAUUUCCUAUCAAACGAUGAACUUUUGGAGAUUUUAGCUAAAUCAUAAGAUUUUGAUGCAAUUCAAAGAAAUUUAAAGAAAUGUUUUGAAGCCAUUUAUAGACUUGAAUAACCUGAAGAAGGUGCUAGAUCAGUAAAUGGAAUGAUUUCACCAGAAGGAGAGAAGAUUCCAUUUGUAAAGGGUGUUUCAACAAAAGAAGAAGUUGAAUUGUGGUUGAUGAAAGUUUAAGAUUAGAUGAUUGAAUCCUUAAAGAAGAGAAUGAAACAAGGAAAAGUAGAGAGUGAAACCUAAGAAAGAAAUCACUGGUUACUAAAUUAACCAGCUCAAGUAGUUGCCACAAUUUCGAAUCUAAUCUGGACAUAUGAUACUGAAUAAGCUAUUAAUAGUAUGACAGAUGAUUCUACUGCUUUAUCAAAACACUAUAAUCUGUUAUAUGAGUCAUUGAAUGGAUUGACUGCCUUAGUUAGAGGUACAUUGACUCCACUUCAACACAAAGUCAUAGUGGCAUUGAUUACUUAGGAUGUUCAUGCUAGAGAUAUUGUGGAUGCUUUAACUGAUGAAAAUGUUAGUUCAAUCAGUGAAUUCUCAUGGUAAUAAUAAUUAAGAUAUUAUAUGGAUGAAAAUGAUCUAAUAAUAGUGAGAUAAGUUAAUGCUAAAUUAAAUUAUGGAUACGAAUAUUUAGGAGCUACAACAAGAUUGGUUAUUACUAAUUUGACAGACAGAUGUUGGAUGACAAUUACUGGAGCAUUGAAUAUUAAAUUAGGAGCAGCUCCAGCUGGACCAGCAGGAACAGGAAAGACAGAAUCAAGCGAAGGACUUGGCCAAAGCUUUGGGAAUGUUUUGUGUUGUGUUCAAUUGUUCAGAUUAAAUUGA
Molecule: messenger RNA, 2025 nt
Organism: Paramecium tetraurelia
Lineage: Eukaryota; Ciliophora; Oligohymenophorea; Peniculida; Parameciidae
Exons: 3
Biological process (GO): microtubule-based movement
Cellular component (GO): dynein complex
Molecular function (GO): minus-end-directed microtubule motor activity; dynein intermediate chain binding; ATP binding
Source: RefSeq, a predicted model, not a curated record